Oreochromis niloticus (Nile tilapia) is the source of this 1672-nucleotide messenger RNA. RefSeq names its product ATP-binding cassette sub-family B member 9. The transcript has 2 exons. Lineage: Eukaryota; Metazoa; Chordata; Actinopteri; Cichliformes; Cichlidae. The record is from RefSeq and is a predicted model, not a curated record. Bases 479 to 961 code for a protein of 160 amino acids.
CAUCAGUUUGUCUUCAUUUCAUCUGAAACACACAAGAAUCAAAUGUCUGACUUUAAUUUUGGGAUAUUGUCCUUAAAUAUAACUAAAGCUUUCACACAGGGCUCAUAAAUGAUAUGAAAUAGAAAUAAAUACCUUGAAUUUUGAUUGAAAUGUCAUAUUUGAUUCCACCACUGAGCUUUCUUUUUCCAAAACGAUGUGUAGAAGAAGAAGAAGCUAAUUCACAAAGCUAGCCAACAAUGUAGCAGGAUGAGUUCUAAUAAAACUCAUUUAUAUUUUCUGUGCUGCAUAAAACGACAGAAGACCGGAAAGAAUAACUAAAAUAAUCCGGUUUUGCUGAGUGUUUGUGUGCGUGUCUGGUGUGUGUCUUGAGAAACUUUUCUCCCAUUUUAUUCAAACCGCUGCUGCACUGUAACCGAUCAUUUCUCAAGCCGCUGUUUGCUGCUUUGUGCCGCUGCUGCUCUCUGUUCUGAUAAUCAGCAUGGGAAUCAACGUGGCUGUGGGCUGCAUCGUGUCAUUCGUCCUCCUUGAUGUUGUCAACCCCACUGUCCAUUAUGCACAUGGAUCACAGCUGAGCACCUUCGCAGAGGAUGCCCUCAACUUUAACAUCCUUCAGUCUGCACUGGACAUCUGGGGGACAGUGCUGCUCCGAGCCUCCCUCCUGCUGGGAGCCUCUUUAGGGGUGACAUGGAACAAGAUGGACGGCCCGCAGAGGGUUGCUAAAUCCACCAGCCUUAUUCUCCUCAUCUAUCUGAUCGUCAUCACCUAUACACUGGCCAAGCUGCUGAUGCUGACUAAGGUGAGGACUUUGAGCAUCAAUGACCAGCCCUGGCUCUUGAGCCUGAUAUGUUGGACUUGUGCCUCUUCUCUGGGAGUAAUGCUGCUCUGGAGGUGGCUGGGGAAGGAUCCGGAGUCUGAGAGCAGUCUUAUUGGUGACAGCAGCAGCAGUAGUGGUAGAGGAUAAGAUAAGAUAAGAUAACCUUUAUUAGUCCCACACGUGGGAAAUUUGUUUUGUCACAGCAGGAAGUGGACAGUGCAAAGGUCAUGAAGCAAAAAUUAGAAUACAAGGAGCAAGGGACUGUGAGGACACUGAAAAGCUGGUGGAGACAGUUGGCGAGGAGGAGCAGGAGUUGGGCUCUGAGAGAAAGAAGAAGGAGAAGGCCAGCAGCUCAGGGGCCACACUGGGACGCCUGCUGAGCUACUGCAAAAAGGAUGCUGAGCUGCUCUCUGUUGCUGUCCUCUUCCUCAUCAUCGCUGCUGUGUUUCACUUGCAAUUGGAGUACGAGAAGGUGUCUUCACCCUGAUGUUUGCGAGAUUAAACAUUCGUCUCAGGAACCAUCUUUUCCGAACCUUGAUGAGGCAAGAAAUUGCCUUUUUUGAUGACAAUCACACAGGUGAUGUUGAACGCGAGUUCCUGUGCACACGUCCCUCCCUUCGUAUGAUCUGUUCUAAUGUAAUUCCACGCCCGUAUCCUUUCACGCCUGUCUGCUGACACCACCCAGGUGAGCGACCUCAUCUCCCAGAACGUCAAUGUCUUCCUGGAGAACGUUCUUAAGGGCGUUGGCUUCUUCAUCUUCAUGUGUGGCAUGUCCUGGAAGCUCACACUGGUGACCAUCAUGGGAUUCCCUUUCAUUGGUCUGAUCUCAAAACUUUAUGGUGAAUACUACAAGGUAAA